UUUAUUCCUGAUUCACUGAUUUGACGCUGACUGACGUGGGCGGGCUCCUCUUAGAAAAUUAUAAGGUCAUUUGAAUUACGCCUGUUUGCGAGCUCACCCGUUACAAUGAAUCGAAGGAUAAUAUAAAUUAUUGUGAUCCCGAUGAUGAUCGUGGGGUCAAAGUCGACGCGCAUCGCUCGGGCAUUUUCUCAGCAGCAGCAGCGGGAGGUCGUUGCGGGGUUGACGACAGGAGGAGAGCCCAGUGCGAGCGUCUGCCUGGGUGCGUUUCUCUGAAUCUAUCUAGCCGGAGGGAGCGACCAGGCUGGCCUGUAAGCCGAUCAAGGUGGAAUCCCCCACAACGAGUUUCACGUUCGGAGCGCUGAGCACCUACAUGCUGUAGCAGUGAGAGGAAGGGGGCAAGGAUGAUGCGUCUGGCAUGUUGCACAGUCCUGCUGUUUGUGUUGAGGCUGGUGGUGGGCCUGCCUUGGUACCAGGUUCUUCCAGCCAUCCUGAUCUUCUACCUUGGAAGUGGAGGAUGGAGCUUUCUGGAUAUUGUUGCCAAAACAAUUGGCAGAGAUCUACACGCGGCCUACGUGCUACUGCGCGUGAAGCUCAAUGUCAAGCGACACGUCAGAGAGAAGAACACUCUUCCUAAGAUCUUUGCGGAAACUGUGCAGCGCCAUGGCGACAAAACUGCUCUCAUCUUUGAGGGGACCGGAGAGAGGUGGACUUUCCGACAGUUGGAUGAAUACUCCAACCGAGUGGCCAACCUGCUGCUGGGUCGUGGCUUUAAGGAAGGCGAUGUGGUGGCCCUGUUCAUGGAGAACAGAUCCCAGUAUGUGGGCCUCUGGCUGGGAAUGGCUAAAAUCGGAGUUGAAGCUGCUCUCAUCAACUUCAACUUGAGACUAGAUGCCCUGGUCCACUGUGUUACCAUCUCCAAUGCCAAGGCUGUGGUGUUUGGUUCAGAGCUUUCUGAUGCGGUGUCAGAGGUCCACAGUUCGAUGAGGAAGGCGGUUCUGAUGUUUUGCUCCGGAGACUGGGACCCCAAGCGAGUACCGCAGGGAACAGAGCACCUGGAGCCCCUGCUGGCUGGCGCCUCGUCUCGCCUGCCUCAACGGCCCGAUCGCUGCUUCACAGAUCGGCUGUUUUAUAUCUACACAUCAGGGACCACAGGGAUGCCUAAAGCUGCCAUUGUUGUGCACAGCAGAUACUACCGCAUGGCUGCUUUGGUAUAUUACGGCUUUAGGAUGACACCAGACGAUGUCCUCUACGACUGUCUCCCGCUCUAUCACUCUGCAGGGAACAUUGUGGGAGUGGGACAGUGCCUAAUACACGGAAUGACUGUGGUCAUCAGAAAGAAGUUCUCUGCGUCCCGUUUCUGGGACGACUGUGUCAAAUAUAACUGCACCAUCGUGCAGUACAUCGGAGAGAUUUGUCGAUACCUACUAAACCAACCAGUUCGAGAUUCUGAACGUCAGCAUCGGGUGCGCAUGGCUCUGGGGAACGGCCUGCGCCAGUCCAUAUGGGAGGAGUUCAUGAAACGCUACAAUAUCCCGCAGAUUGCAGAGUUUUACGGAGCCACAGAGUGCAACUGCAGCUUGGGCAACUUUGGAAACAAGGUUGGCGCAUGUGGCUUUAACAGCCAGAUUCUGCCCUUCAUCUAUCCCAUCAGGCUGGUGAGGGUUGAUGAGGAGACCAUGGAGCUCAUACGAGGACCUGAUGGUGUCUGCAUUCCUUGUAAACCUGGCGAGCCUGGCCAGCUAGUUGGGAAGAUCAUUCAGAACGAUCCCCUCCGAAGGUUUGAUGGCUACGUUAACGAAACGGCAACGAGCAAGAAGAUCGCUAGCAGUGUCUUCAAGAGGGGCGAUAGCGCCUAUCUUUCUGGCGACGUUCUGAUCAUGGAUAAGUACGGCCACAUGUACUUCAAGGACCGAACAGGAGACACUUUCCGGUGGAAAGGAGAGAACGUCUCAACGACCGAAGUGGAAGGAACCUUAAGCAGGCUGCUAGAGAUGAAAGAUGUGGUUGUUUAUGGAGUAGAAAUCCCAGGAGCAGAGGGAAAGGCUGGAAUGGCAGCCAUCGCUGAUCCGUCCCAAUCCACCGACCUGGAGAAGUUGUUUAAGGACAUGGAGAAAGUUCUCCCUCCGUAUGCCAGACCCGUGUUUCUUCGCUUCCUUCCAGAAGUCAACAAGACGGGGACGUUUAAAUUCCAGAAGACAGAGUUGCGUCACGAUGGUUUUAAUCCCACUGUUGUGUCAGACAAACUGUUCUUCCUGGAUUCCAGCAGAGGGCGCUAUGUGCAGCUGGACGAAGAGCUCUACCGCUCCAUAGUGUCGGGGAAGCACAAAUUGUGACGGCAUGACAGACCACUACAUCGACUUGUGCACACACUGACAUGCAGACAUAUUUCAAUAAAGAAAAGAGGACAACAUUGCCUGCCCAGGUUAGCAGAGCAUAUACAUGGAUGCUAACGUAAGAGCCAUACGCUUCCAAAGGCCAAUGCACACACACGUACGCUCAAACCUACUUUGCUCAUUAAAGUUCUAAGAAAAAAGAAAAAAAAAAAAAAAAAACGAGAUAUAUGGACAGCACGCUCAAAAGGAUAUGCUCUGCUCCAUCCAUCCCGGCUGAAAUCUCCCCGGCAACCUCUCUCGCUACCUCAGCAGACAAAAAGAGAGGCACCAACCACAGAGACCAGGUUCUUUCUGGAACUUCAAACAUCCUUUCAUUGCAACACCGACCUUGAAGACCCCUUACCAAACAUGCUUUCCCAGCAAGAAAUAAGGCAUACAAGCUGCCUGGAAUCCAGAAUGCAACAACUUGCGAAUGCAGAUUUAACACAAACUUCAAAGGAUGCUGAAGAGAACUGUGAAACCAGUCCUGCAUAUAAAGUGUGAAGAACAACGAAGGGACCUUUGUGCACCUAAGUUAUCUCUGUUCAUGUUAUCAUGUUAUGUUCUAGUGAGAUUAUCUUGUGAAAGAUGGCACCUCUGCUUUUGACUUAACCUGCACAACUAGCCAGAAAGUGACGAACCACAAUCUCUCACGCCAUCUGAAGUUCAGAUUACCUGAAACAUUAGUCAUUCCGACCUCGCUGCUCUCCAAAGCAUCCGUGCGUUUCUACUAAAAGGGAACAAUUUAAGAGCAGCUGGAAGGAACACGCAUGUCAAAUUAGACCAGUGGUUGCAGCUUUAAUGUGCAAUAACUCUCCAGCAUCUGCAGUGCAAUAAUCAGCUGCAAGCCAUCAGAACUUUGUUUUUAUUUAUUUAUUAAAAUAUGUCAGAAACAUACCAAAUACUUUAAGUUGAUGUUUACAUAUUUUAGUUGAUAGAACUUGUAUUUUAUCAUUCUUUUUUUUAUGCUGUAUGUCCAUCCAAAUCCAUCCUACAUUGGCAUCUGGAGUCCAUCAAAGCAAAGCUGUUGAACCCAUUUUAUAUUGGCUGCUGGAACACAAAGUAAAGCAACAGGAUAAAGUCAACCCUGGGCUAAAUAACGUUUUUUUUUUUUUUUUUUUUUUUUUUUUCCUGGUUUGUAUGUUGAACUCUCAUGGUAAUGUGGCCAAAUUGUGCAGGUUUUGUCUGAAUAGGUAGACUUUGCUCAUCUUGGGAUGGGUGUGUGUGUGUGUGUGUGUUGGUUUGUUUGUGUUUGUUGUUCACCUAAAGCAUAUGAAAAAGGGCGUGACAGAAGGAUUUCCUGAUGAGUACUUAUGAGGGGGAUUCUGCGACGUCCAGGAGAACUGAUUGACCAAAACAAAAUUCAAAAACGAACAGGAGCUGAAACUGAAGAAGAGAAGUCGGAAGUUUACUUAUGUUCACUAUUGUUAAUUUGGGACUUUUUAUUAUUUAUUUAAGCUACUCAUUUUCCAGUUUGCAAUGGUUAUGCAACAUAUAACUUGAAAGAACAAGCAUUGGGUGUGCAAAUAGUUGACUUUAUGGCGGAUUGUCUAAUCAGCACAGUCAGAUAUAGCUAUAUAUACUCAUGUAACCCCAUUAAUAUUUGGUUACAUAUCCCUUUGUGAUUUUCAGCUUAAUACAUACUUUCUGCAACCAUCAACAAGAUUCUGGCAUCAUUCAGACUGAAUAUUUGACCACAUUUCAUUUAAAUUGUUUUUUUACUGCAAUUUACCCAAUUUUUAAGCUUUGUUUAUACAUUUUCUAGAAGGCUGAGGUUUGGACUAGGGGAAGACACGGUGGUGGCAGUAUCAUGCUUGGAAAAAGAAAAUUAAGCUCUGGUUCACAGAUUAUCAAAUGUAGAUGUUUAAAAAGUUGGACUCCAUUGAGUAUAACCAUGCCAGAAGUUUGUUGGUGGCAGCAAUAAGCAUAUAUUUGAAUCUGUGAAAUUUUGACCUGGUGAUGUUUGAAUCUAAUUCUUGUUUCUGAAAAUGAUUAAACAACAGAGCAGUUCAAAUAAAAAUAAAUAAAAAAAUCAUCAAAAGUUAAUGUAAUUUGAUCCCAUGACAAUUGUAUGUAAACUUCUGACCAGAACUGUUCUUUCUAGUCAAUGUCGCUGUCCAUCGUUUCGUGAACGAACGAGCGCCAUGGACCACGCGCAGAGCACUGUGCCUUACUGCGAGUUCACCUCCCAGACACACAGGCCCUGGCCCUCUUCUUAAUCUGACGUUUCAGCAUUUAUUUCUUAUUUCAGUCUGUUCUCCAUCAUAGCAACUUGACUACAUAGGAUCAUGAGAUUUCCUUAAGUUCUGCAAAAACCAAGUGGGUAGCGUCUUCGUCCUGCCAGGAGCAGGAAGAAUUUAUCUCCUAAGACACUCCUUUAAGAUUUUUUUUUUCCCUACCUUGAACUUAAUUUGUGUUUGCAGUGUUCGUUUACCGCCCCACCUUCUAAUACCCGCGCCUUGUUUUCUGUUUCCUGUCUACUCUGUCCCAGUUGAACUCACGUUGUCUCAGACGUUGAUUAAAAAUCGUCCCGGAUAUGAUUGGCUUGUUCAUGAAUUCUGGCGACAUUUAGCUUCACCUAAAAACGAAUUUCAAGAAACUUUUUUUUUUUUUUUUUUUUUUUGCUCAUUUGAGUUCUCUGCUGUUGCUCUGUAACCCUUGACCUUACAUUGCAUCCUGCAGUCACAUGCAGUACACCAAAGCAGGAUGUUGUUAUUGUUUUCAGGAUGCUGAUGCUGCAUGCAUUGAAGCAUGUUUUCUUGGUUCAUACAUUGCAUUUACUGACAUAGGAAAUCUUCUGUCAUUUUUUUUUUUUCACCCAUUGUUUCCUCAUCAUUUGAGGGGGGAAAAGUCCAACGGAGACGUUCACGAGGUCCAGCUUCAUUCCAGCCUUCUUUGUCUCUUUCGCUACUGAGUUUAUUCUUUAAUGAUGAGUGUAAAAUGGUCACAUGAAUGUGUUUGGGGGGGGGGAGGGAAUGAACAAAUGACUGAUUUGUUUUUGUGAGGUGAAGUGUAAUUUGUGUGUCUAAGGUUUGGCUGUUAUGAUGCUUCUGAUUGGUGGCGGUUGCAUUUGUCAAUUCAUACCACCAGGGGCGGCGAGUGAUUAAACAGCCCUAGAGCACUGCACUCUGAAGAAGAUGUCUUUUUUUUUUAAUAAAUAUAUUUAUAUUUUAAAAUUAGCUUAAAUUAUUUCAUUUUUGGAAGCCUGUCAAUUAUUCUUUGAUCCACUGCUUUUUGUCUUUUUUGUGUGAAAUCAUAACUUUGUGAUUUUGUGGUCUAAAAGGGGUUUUGUGCUUGGAUGACAAUCGAGUGAGCAGUUUAAAUUUUAUCUCACGUCUGAGAUGCACAAGGAAAGGACAGGAAAAUAAUUACUCGCAGUCUGUUUGAUUUGCCAUCUACGUGUUGGAAAAAUACUGAUGGAAAUUAGAGAUGUGGUUCUUUCCUUAACACUACAAUUAAUUUAAGUUUAAUUGGUAAAAAUAAAUCUUACAAAAUAAACUUUACUGUUCAAAUUUUCCUUAGAGAGUUUUGGGUUCGACAACUACAUCCACAUUUCUAAGGUUACAUUUUAUUUUCCCAUUACUUUCGUGUUUUGUAGAACACAGCACUUCAGUCAAUUAAACCAUAACUUUGUAAGUUGUAAAAUGUUAGAAGGCCUCAGAAGAAACAAUUUCCAACAUAAACUAAUUGGUCAAGAUUACUAGAGUCUCUGUGGAUUCACUUUUAAGUUGGAUGCAAUAAAGUUGAGUUAAACUUUGCUGAUGAAACAUGUUCUUGUGAUGCAUCUGUGUCCUCUAGGGCUCAUCCUGCUUUUUGCACAUUUUUUUCCCCCUCGUUCGUUAUGGUGUUAGUAAAUCGGCCUCUCUCUGUUUCUGUUGCUUUUGUUUUACUGUGUUGUUGCACUGCAGCGGUUCUCAACCUGUGCAGAGUGUGUAGACGAGGUCUCAGAGGUGUGUGACACACACACAAACACACACAGACAGUUUCCCUCCUACCCACACAAGGCUAGUUGUGCACAUACUGUAUUAAAGGAAAGGGAGACAGAUGCAGUGCUGCAAAUGGAAAAAUAAUUAUUAAUAAAACUAUUUACAUUGUUCA
Molecule: messenger RNA, 6470 nt
Organism: Poecilia latipinna (sailfin molly)
Lineage: Eukaryota; Metazoa; Chordata; Actinopteri; Cyprinodontiformes; Poeciliidae
Gene: slc27a4
Product: solute carrier family 27 member 4
Exons: 14
Coding region: 402-2333 (643 amino acids)
Biological process (GO): long-chain fatty acid import into cell; medium-chain fatty acid transport; long-chain fatty acid metabolic process
Cellular component (GO): plasma membrane; endoplasmic reticulum membrane
Molecular function (GO): long-chain fatty acid transmembrane transporter activity; oleoyl-CoA ligase activity
Source: RefSeq, a predicted model, not a curated record